Molecule: messenger RNA, 1955 nt
Organism: Schizosaccharomyces japonicus yFS275
Lineage: Eukaryota; Fungi; Ascomycota; Schizosaccharomycetes; Schizosaccharomycetales; Schizosaccharomycetaceae
Product: transcription factor TFIIIB complex subunit brf1
Exons: 2
Coding region: 157-1683 (508 amino acids)
Biological process (GO): DNA-templated transcription initiation; transcription preinitiation complex assembly; transcription initiation at RNA polymerase III promoter
Cellular component (GO): nucleus; transcription factor TFIIIB complex
Molecular function (GO): RNA polymerase III general transcription initiation factor activity; RNA polymerase III type 3 promoter sequence-specific DNA binding; TBP-class protein binding
Source: RefSeq, a predicted model, not a curated record
GCUGCAGGCUACACCAUAAACUCACCACCAAAGACACUACCACCAUUUAUGCUGGUGGGAUGUGUUGCAGUACCACACCAAAACGAGAAAACUGCUCUCGUCGACGUACGUCCUGUUUUCUUCACGAGCUGCGUUAUCUGCGCAUAAAUUUAGACAAUGCAGUGCUCAACUUGCGGUUCGUCCAGCUUAGAGUCGGAUCAGUCGUCUGGUAACACUUAUUGUGUAAAAUGUGGUACUGUCUGUGAACAAAACGUCAUUGUGUCAGAGGUUACUUUUGGUGAAGCUUCUACGGGUGCAGCAAUCGUCCAAGGAUCUCUCAUUAGUCAGGACCAAACACACGCUCGGACGUUUGGUCCCUACCGGAAACACAACCAACUCGAGUCGAGAGAAAUGACAAUUUCGAACGGCCGGAAACGGAUAGCUGCUCUUGCACGGACGUUGCGGCUGACGGACCGGCAUGUGGAAGCAGCCGUUCGUUACUUCACGCUGGCCAUAAACCACAAUUUCAUCAAGGGCAGACGUUCGCAGUAUGUUGUCGCUUCUUGUUUGUACGUGGAGUGUCGUAUGGCGAAAACAUCGCACAUGCUGAUUGAUUUCUCGGACGUGCUUCAAAUCAACGUGUUCAAAUUGGGUUCUACGUUCUUAAAGCUGUGUCGAGUUCUACGCAUUACAUUGCCCUUACUCGAUCCUUCCAUAUACAUUGGUCGUUUUGCAGCUAUGCUUGAAUUUGGAUCCGAGACCCAGCGUGUUGCCAGCGAUGCGACACGACUUGUGUCUCGUAUGAACCGUGACUGGAUGCAAAUUGGCCGUCGGCCCGCGGGAAUUUGUGGUGCAUGUUUACUGAUUGCGGCUCGAAUGAAUAAUUUCCGACGGAGUGUUCGCGAAGUGGUGCACGUAGUCAAGGUCGCCGAUGCUACUAUUCAAAAACGUCUUGAGGAAUUCCGUGACACAGAAAGUGGAGAGCUGUCGGUUGCAGACUUUCGCAACAUAUGGCUUGAAGGCCAGCGUGAUCCUCCUAGUUUUCUUCGUAACCAAAAACUGCGUCAAGACUCCGUGCCAACGACGCCUUCCAGUGCCUACUCUGAAUUCUCUACACCAGUAAAAACCUCCUCUUCUCAGCAGCAGCAACAGCAACAAGGACGGAGAGCGUCCAUUUCAAGUCUGAAACAAGCGGACGAGGGCACAACUGAAAUUGCAAAAAUGAAGACUGAGUCACAGUCACAACAGUCAAUGGAUCUGAAAGCCAAGGCAGCGGGUUUGCAGGCGGAACAGGAUCUUAUUGAAGACAUGUCUUCUGUUUUAAAAAGUGGUGAAGUUAAGGAAGCCACAAAAGCAAUGGCCAGAGAGCAUCAGCAAGAUGACGCAGAGGCCUUUGAUUUCAAUGACGAGGAAAUUGACAAGUUUCUGCUGAGUUCAAACGAGGUUGAAGCAAAAACUCGUGUUUGGAUGGAACUCAAUAAAGACUACUUGGCUGACCAGGAACGGAAACGGCUGAAAGCUGAGGAAGACUUAAAACGUGGUAUUGUAAGACAGCCUCGAAAAAGACGCAAAUACAAACCUAGAGACAGCUCGACGGAAGGCGUUGCUAGUACGGCCAUAGAAAGUGCCAAGGAAAUGAUGCAGCAACGGACGUUUUCGAAAAAAAUUAACUAUGAGGCAUUAGACCAUUUGUUCAACGAUUAGAGAAACUGUACUCGUCCAACAAACGUGCACAUUCGUUUGGUAUUGUUUUCAACAAUGCACUAACUCGUUCGCGUACAGUUUUGUCUCGCAACAUUCCUAUACUUCUGAUCCUUUUUGUUAUGCACACUUGGGUGAUUGUGCACACACACACACAGCAUUGUUUUCUUCGCUACAUAGCCCCUUCUUACUUCCCUGUUCCACGCUUCCGUGGCAAUCCGUGUAUCUCACCUAAUUCUCUGUACCAUCUCACGCUAUGUAUUGAUUCAAUGUUA